Epinephelus fuscoguttatus (brown-marbled grouper) is the source of this 4764-nucleotide messenger RNA. RefSeq names its product thrombospondin-type laminin G domain and EAR repeat-containing protein-like. The coding region runs from base 632 to 2635 and encodes 667 amino acids. The transcript has 15 exons. Gene Ontology annotation, biological process: signal transduction. Lineage: Eukaryota; Metazoa; Chordata; Actinopteri; Perciformes; Serranidae. The record is from RefSeq and is a predicted model, not a curated record.
UGUCUUCACAAUUUAUUGUUUCUUAACUGUGAAAUUAAAGUAAAUAAAAGCUUUGUUUCCACUGAGGGAAAUGGUUUCAGCUUACAGCUUGGGUUACUGUCAAGUUAAUGCUUAGUCUUCUAUCCCUUGAUACCACGUCAAACCUCGCCACAACUCUGACGUGAUUUUUGUUGCUUUGAAUUUUACUUUAUUUUUCUUCAGGUGAAGUUAAUGUGUCCGACAUUCAGUGAGCUGAUGAAGGAGGUUUGAAGGUGUCUGGAUUGUUUUCAUUUCAAUAUGUAGUGUGGUUUUAAUGAAGAAACUGGAGAAGGAAGAAAAUCCUCCGACUCAUUUCAAGGUUUGAUUUUCAAAGUUUUGAUGUAUUGACGUUAAAAAUUGCUUUUAAUUUGAAAGUCAGGAAUGACAAUGUGCAUUAAAUCCUAAUUCAAGUUGCUGUAACAGCUGAUUAUUUUAUUUUGGUGAUGUUUUAUUCUGUUUUCGACACAGACGUCUGAACGCUGCAGGGAAGAAGAAGAGAAUCUGAUUGGAUGCCUUCCUGGUGCAGGUCGUCUGUCAGCCUGAAAAUGACAGUGAGCGACGCAGGUCAAGAAGCAGACCGGUGAGGGGGAAUCAAACCCACGUCGUUGGCGUUAUGUUGGUCUGUCACUCCCUGCUGCUCACUGUGGUGCUGCUCGCCGCCAGUGUCUGGAGCCAGAGCUGGAGACCCUGCACAGACCUGCUGCCUCUUGACCUGCUGGCCAGAGUCCUUCCAUACCCAGGACAAGCCCCGCCCCCACAGGUGCAGAUGGUUCAGUCCAAAGGGUCCAGAGGUCUCCGACUGGCUGGAGCCAUGGCAACAGCACUGAGUUUUCCCGCCUCCCAAAUCUUCAGCAACUGUGACUACUUCCCGGCUGAGUUCUCAUUGGUUGCCACCAUCAAGAUACCGAGACUAAGACAGAAGAGGAACGAAUACAUCUUCUCUGUGGUGGACGAGAGAUCGGAUUCCCUGUUGCUAGGGUUACGUGUCUCAGAGAACCGCCUGCACCUUCUGGUUACACCCCCCGGUGUUGGUGGACGAAGCCGGCUGAGCUUUAAGGAUAUUGGACUGGAUGAUAACCGCUGGCACACUGUGGUGCUCGCCAUCACUGGACCGUACGCCACGCUGACCGUCGACUGUGGACUUCCUCUGGAGCUUAAACAGGUCCGGUCGUUCCCCAGCGCUCUGAGCACCAGAGGCUCCAGGUUCUUCAUUGGCAGCAGGAGGAGGAUGAGGGGACGCUUCUCUGGUUUACUGCGGCAGCUGGUUCUGCUUCCUGGUUCAGACGCCACGCCCAGACUGUGUCCGACCUCUGACCCCAGCCUUGCUGAGCUAUCCAUCCCCCAGGUCCUAAAGUCCACCCCUCUGCAGCCUGACCAGUAUGGACCAGUUUACCCAUACGAGGCGGAGGCCAGAGUGACUCUGGGGAAUCCUCCGACAUGUUCAGGACCGGAGCAGGGCCAGCUGUGGUUCAACAUUCAGAAAAAAGGCCUGUUCAUCUGUGAUGGACUCGCCUGGAGGACUCUGCUGCACAAUCCGGAGCGUUUGGACUACGUGGAGGACUACCAGGAUCUGUACACCAGCUCAGAAACCUUUGACGUCGAGGUCUUCUCCAUCCCGUCUGAGGGCCUGUUCAUGGCUGCAGCCAAUAGGGACUCUCGACCCGGUUCAGGUAUUUACAGAUGGAAGAAUGGGUCGUUCCAUCUCCACCAGAACAUCAGCACUCAGGAGGCUCGAUCCUGGAAACAUUUCACCAUCGACAGUCAGAUUUUCCUGGUGGUGGCGAACUCCAAGGAGGCGGAGCCUGAGCUGUCAGUCAUCUACAGGUGGAAUCAGCGACGGCGGCGUUUCCUCCGUCACCAAACUCUGGAGACUCACGCUGCUCUGGACUGGGAGGCGUUCAGCAUCCACAACCAGAGCUUCCUGGUGGUGGCCAAUCACAGACGAGCCAGAGACUCCAACCACAACAUCCACAGUUUCAUCUACAGGUGGAACCCAAACACACAGCUGUUUGAGGUGAAUCAGACUCUGUCCACAUCCGGAGCAUAUGACUGGGAGUUCUUCUCUGUUGGACCGUACCACUUCCUGGUGGUCGCCAACACCUUCAACGGUCAGACCACCAUCAUCAGCUCUGUGGUUUACGUCUGGGUUAACGGAUGUUUCCAGACCUUCCAGAGCAUCCCGACGGUGGGAGCGACAGACUGGGAGACGUUUCAGAUCGAUGGCAGGUUCUUUCUCGCCGUCGCCAACAGUCAGAAGGUUUCAGAACGUGGCCCAAGUGUCUACAGCAUCAACUCCACCGUGUACGAGCUCAACAUGCUCACACAGACCUUCAUCCCUUUCCAGGACAUCCUCACGCACAGUGCUGUGGACUGGGAGUUCUUCACCAUCGGAGAUGAGAAGUUCUUGGUGGUGGCCAACUCUCAUGACGGCAGCUCGUACUCUCUGAACAGUAUCGUCUACAGGUGGCAGGGUUACGAGGGCUUCGUCCCGGUCCACAGUCUGCCGACGUUCGGCUGCAGAGACUGGGAAUACUUCAGGACCGACGAGGGCUCCUUCCUCGUCUACUCCAGCGCCACCUCCAGGCUCAGCAAGGUCUUCAAACUCAGGACCUACUGAAUGAGACUCCGUCCUGCAGCUGCUCGCACCUCUGCUUCAGAAACAUCAGAAGAAAGUUUGACUUUUAAAAACUGCUGAGACAUUGAUGGUCAUUAACUCAGACCCCCAAAAACUUAUAAUUUACCAUCGUUUUACACCUGUGUUUUCUUCAGAGCUGAGUGAAGUCUUCAGAGUUAAAUCCUGAGACACUUCACACCCUCAGCCUGCAGAGGAGGAGUCAGAUCCUGCUGAUGUAAUGUUUAAGCUGCGUCCUCUUCAGGAUUUUAGAAUAAUAAUGACUUAAAUUUAUAUAUGUAGCACUUUCUUAUACAGUUAUUUAAAAGAGUUAGGUCAUGUUAAGCUCUACUGAGAGAGGGCGAAGUGCUCAGGUGGGCAAAGAUAAACUUUCGAAUAUAAAAAAAAGGGCUCAUUUACAACAAGGUCCAGGUUUAAAGAUCCAGAUGAUGGUGUACUUGCUCAUCCCUAAUAUUCAGAGGACUCUGAAAACUUAAGUCAACAAUGUUGCUGCUCAUCUGAUAGCUGUCAACAUGCUAACAUACACUCACGGGCCACUUUAUUAGGUACACCUUGCUCGUACAGGGUUGGACCCCCUUUUUAAUUCUUGGUGUCAUAGAUUCAACAAGGUUCUGGAAACAUUCCUCAGAGGUUGUGGUCCAUAUUGACAUGAUGACAUCACACAGUUGAUCCAUGAUGAGAAUCUCCCGUUCCAGCACAUCCCAAAGGUGCUCUAUUGGACUCUUCUGCUGCUGUAGCCCAUCUGCUUCAAGGUUGGACAAGGUGUUGUUGCUUCAGAGAUGGUCUUCUGCACACCUUGGUUGGAACCAGUGGUUAUUUGACUUCCUGUUGCCUGUUCGUGAACAUAUGACAUCAGAGAACAUGAAAGCCAUCAGGAGAGGAAGACCCUUAAAAGCUCCUCAGAUGUCUUGUUGUAAUUUCAGCUACUGGUCGGUACUGCUGUUGUCUUUACAGGCGUGUUUCUUUAAUCUAUAUUAGUUUCCAUGUAGUCAAAGUCAGCUGAAUGGAUUUCAUUUCACUGAGCGAUGAUGAAGAGGAGGAGGGAGAGUUUUCAGGCAGUAUCUUUGCCUCCCCUUUAACUCUGUUGCGUGAUUUUGUUAAAGCGACGUCAUCUUCAGGACUCCAUAACCUCAUAUGCUAACAAUAGUAAUCAGGACUUUUCUUACACAGACCCGAAAUCUAAGCAAGUGGUGAAGAGACACUGAACACCUGGGGUGGAGCAGGUCUCACUUUCAGCCCUGCAGUGUAACGGUGCAGAACAUUACACUACACACUGCAUCAGGAAAAGGUCACUCAGGAGGAAAAACAACAUAUAGCUACGAUAAAAACGCUCAACUGAUAAAAUAUCAUAGAUUAUAAAAAUGCAUAAAUAAUUUAACCUGAAGGAAAUCAAGACAAAUAUACUUUAGUCUGUGUCUCUGACUCUGCUGUGGCGACAAAAUAACCUUAAACAUACAAACAGAAGUAAAACUAAAGCAACACAGCAAAGUACAUUGUGACGUUAUUUUAAAAGUUGCUCUGCAAAGCAAAAGUGACUAAUUUAUUUGACACUGUAAACUGGAAGAAAUGAAAUAAACUUUAUAACUUAUUAGAAAUUAAUUGGCUGUUAAGCUCUAAUGAAAGGCUUCAGAUGUUUCUGAUAUAUUAAAGCAGAAUAUAUUGUUCUUGUGUGAUGUAGCAUCGUUGUGUAAAACCAAAGAAAAGCUUUGUUAAAAAUCUUUUGUACUUAUUUUCCACAAUGUUUCUGUUUAAAACUGAAUAUUAUCCUAAUAUUACUGUAAGCUGAGAUCUGUGCUGUGCACUUGUAAUUAUGAAAUACAGGUUUGUAUCUUGAUAUUUGUUAUAAAAUACAUUUAUCACAGUGUGUCUGUUUUGUCACAGUAAAUACAGUCACACCACUGCAGACAAUAACAGACCCACAGGUGCUUUUUAAAUAUUAUUGUAUAGCCAAACAGUAAUUUAUUAUAUUUGUGUUGUGUUUGCUUAUAAAUCCUAAAUAACUGUAGUACUAAAUAUGUGACUUGGAGUGAUAAUAUAUUAUUGUUCAUGAUAAACAAUUCAUUAUCUGAAGCAGAAUUUAUAACUCAGAAUGUAACAGUUUUAUCCAUGUUUGA